CAUUGAAAUUGUCAUCAACCAUUGCCACUACAUUAAAGAAAAACAUAUACUUCACUAAAUAACUUGUACUUUGAUUCAUCAUGUUAUUUUUCACAUCACCUUUAUAUUAUUAUUCUUCAAUUUUUGUUCUCCAUUACCCUUUUCUUUAAUCAUAUCAAUGUCACCUCCUAUUGCAAUGGCUGUGGUUGCUACAGCCAUAUCUAUGUUAUUCAUUUUUGGGAUUUUCCUUUACUUCUACCACAGAUUUUUUCUUGCUAGAUACUACCAAACUAGAAACAAAGGUAGUUCUCUUCAUGAGCCAGAUAUAAAAACAUUUGGUGGUAAUGUGAAAGGAGUAAUUGCUGAUGAAAAUGGUGUUGAUGUUAUUUAUAUGAUGGACAAAGAAAGUAGACAAAUGAUAACUAGUUUUCCAAAUUGUAUGUUUAAUCCUAGUUAUGAAGAUGAUGUAGAAAAAGAAAAGAUUAUAGAUGUUUUGGUUCAUAGGUCAAAAAUAUCUAAGCCUCAUCAUGAGAUUCCAUUUUCAUGUGAAUCUCCACUACAAAAAACCUCAUCAAUGAAUCUUGAGAAGAACAAGAUUCUUAUGAGUUACAAUGAUCAACAACCGCCAUCUCCUCCUCCUUCUCCUCCGGCUCCGGCUCCUCCACCGCCGGCUCCUCCAAAGAAAGUAAUUCCAAAGGCACUACUUCCACCUGGUCCACCUCCACUUCCAAAGGCCAGUGGCUUUUCAUUCAUGAAACCACCACCGGCACCUAAAGGAAAAGCAAACAUGAGAGAGGGUAUGAUAGGAGAGAGUUCAAGAGAGAAAGGUGGUGGACAAACAAGGCUAAAGCCUCUACAUUGGGAUAAGGUUAUGGCUGAUGUUGAUCAUUCAACUGUGUGGGAUCAGAUCAAUGAUGGAUCUUUUAGGUUUGAUGAUGAACUCAUGGAAUCACUCUUUGGAUAUUCAACCAGAUAUAAAACUCAUGAAAGAAACAUGUCUCUUUCCAAUCCGGCCAAGACCAAUUCCAUCACACCAACUCAAAUAUUCAUCCUUGAUCCAAGAAAAUCUCAAAACACUGCAAUUGUACUUAGAUCACUAGCAGUUUCUAGGCGCGAAAUUUUGGACGCGGUACUUGAUGGUCAAGAACUCAGCGUCGAGACACUCGAAAAACUCACUAAAAUAGCUCCCUCACAAGAAGAAGCAUCCAAAAUUGUCCAUUUCACUGGUAACCCGAAUAGCCUCGCAGAACACAAGUAUAUGAAGUUAUCAAUAAUGAUUUUGGGUCCAAGACAACUAGUGAAUGACAUAGAUGUUUAUUUAACGCCACUGAUUGAAGGUUUAAUACUUUUUGGGGAGGAAUGUAUUGAUGUUGAUAAUUUGUAUAGAGGUGAUAAUUUUAAAUUGUGUGUCAUGUUGUUUUGCACAAUCAAUAACUUUCUUGCAUACGGUAAUUUGUCUGGGUACAACGGCAAGGGACAUAAAAUGUGUCCUAUAUGUGAAGUUGAUACAUGUCACCACCAAUUGCAAAAAGGAAAAAAGACAGUUUAUCUUGAGCAUCGUAAAUUUCUAAGACCUAAUCACCCAUAUCGUAGAUUGCGGAAGUCUUUUAAUGGAGAACAGGAGUUUGAUAUUGAUCCAAAGCCCUUAACCAGGAGGGAAGUUUAUAAAAGACAACAACACAUUAAUGUUGUCUUUGGAAAGAAAAAAAAAUAG
Lathyrus oleraceus (garden pea) is the source of this 1693-nucleotide messenger RNA. Its product is annotated as formin-like protein 4. Bases 158 to 1693 code for a protein of 511 amino acids. Gene Ontology annotation, biological process: actin cytoskeleton organization; actin nucleation. Lineage: Eukaryota; Viridiplantae; Streptophyta; Magnoliopsida; Fabales; Fabaceae. Gene Ontology annotation, molecular function: actin filament binding. The transcript has 3 exons. The record is from RefSeq and is a predicted model, not a curated record.